AUGGAUACCAUGUAUUUGUUGGAUAUUACAAAUCAUCGACUCCUUUGCUGGCGUGACGCAAUCUCUGAAGCCAUGACCUUGGGUUUUUGGGUAGAGUUUCUUUUGAACCUAGUGAAAAAUUUAGCACAUGCUGUAUUUGGGGCACAGGCCAUUCACAACAUGGAUAAAUUUUCCGGUCCCGAUGAAAUAAGAGCAGCAGCAGAGGCUUUGAAUCUCAAGCAGUGUGAGUUGGAGAAUCAACAUGGGGAACUGCGUGCCCUCUUUCUUGCCCAAGGUGUUUCUUCCGAUGGUGCUGGCUGUGUGGCAAAGGUAGCGUUUUGCUUGAUGUGA
Molecule: messenger RNA, 330 nt
Organism: Prunus armeniaca (apricot)
Lineage: Eukaryota; Viridiplantae; Streptophyta; Magnoliopsida; Rosales; Rosaceae
Source: the annotation of a GenBank genome assembly